Molecule: messenger RNA, 627 nt
Organism: Ciona intestinalis (vase tunicate)
Lineage: Eukaryota; Metazoa; Chordata; Ascidiacea; Phlebobranchia; Cionidae
Product: pyridoxine/pyridoxamine 5'-phosphate oxidase-like
Biological process (GO): pyridoxine biosynthetic process; pyridoxal 5'-phosphate biosynthetic process
Molecular function (GO): pyridoxamine phosphate oxidase activity; FMN binding
Source: RefSeq, a predicted model, not a curated record
AUGAAUCAAAACAAAGUUUCCGUAUUUGAUGUGAAAGAUAAAGACACCAAUCCUUUUGAUUUGUUCAAGGAAUGGUUUGAUGCUGCGAAAGAUGGUGGUGUUGUACAACCUGAUGCUAUGGUUCUUUCAACAGUGAAAAGUGACCAUACUCCUUCAUCACGCUUUGUGUUACUUUCAGGCUUUGAUGAAAAAGGAUUUCGUUUCUGCACCAAUUACAACAGUGACAAAGCAAGUGCUAUUGAAAAAAAUCCGAAUGUUUCUCUGGCUUUUUACUGGAACCUAAUACGGCAUUCGGUCCGGAUUGAAGGAACAGCGGAAAAACUUUCAAGUGAGGAUUCUGACAAAUGCUUCAACAACUUGCCAGAGUCGUUUCAAAUUGGUCUCCACGUGGGUGAGCACCAGAGCUCAGUUAUCGCCAAUCGUAAAGUAAUGGAAGACAAGAUAGAUAAGUUGACCAAAGAAUUAUCUGGGAAAAAAAUAUCGCGGCCAUACUUCUGGGGUGGGUAUGUUGUAAAACCGAAAAGUAUUGAAUUUUGGAAAGGACACAGGGAUUGGAUUGCAGAUAGAAUCCUUUUUACAAAAGAAGUUGGAAAUCAUGGAUGGAAGAUACAAAGAUUAACUUCUUAA